UUCACCUUUGCCCUUUCGAUUAACAGGAAGUCAACAAAGAAGAAAGAUGGCUGACUGGAACAGAGGACAUGGUACAGUGGAUGACAUAUUGGAUGCGGAAAACAAACGUUUGGCCGAAAAUCUGUCCAGUAAAGUCUCCAGAUUAAAAUCGUUGGCACUUGACAUAGACCAAGAUGCAGAGGACCAAAAUUCCUAUCUUGACAGCAUGGACUCCAACUUUAUGAGUGCCACAGGUCUAUUGACGGGGAGUGUAAAAAGGUUUUCCUCCAUGGCACGGUCUGGCAGGGACAACCGGAAGCUGCUGUGCUAUGUUUCAAUUGGACUGGUCUUAAUUUUCUUUCUGCUUUACUACCUUGUCACCAGGGUGCAGAGUUAGGU
Molecule: messenger RNA, 378 nt
Organism: Polyodon spathula (Mississippi paddlefish)
Lineage: Eukaryota; Metazoa; Chordata; Actinopteri; Acipenseriformes; Polyodontidae
Product: BET1-like protein
Exons: 4
Coding region: 47-376 (109 amino acids)
Biological process (GO): regulation of retrograde vesicle-mediated transport, Golgi to ER; retrograde transport, endosome to Golgi
Cellular component (GO): SNARE complex; Golgi trans cisterna
Molecular function (GO): SNAP receptor activity
Source: RefSeq, a predicted model, not a curated record